AUGCAGCCCCGUCUUGAACGUCUCCAGCCAAUGCUCGGCAACCCUCUUUUCGAGAGUAUCCUCUGGGGCCAUGAAUACGACCUCUCCAAACUCAACACCGAUCUCCGCCAGAGGAUCGAGUCCGGCCAAUUCAAGCGUCUCGUCUUUUACGGCAUGGGCUGCUCCUCUGUCGUAUCCGACAUCGUCAAGGGCUUCUUCCUCGACGAGAAGAUUCCCCUCCAUGUUCAGGUCAUCAACGACUAUGAUCUUGACUGGUUCGUUGACCGCAAUGUCACGAAGGAUCCCACCACGCUGUCUAUUAUUGUCUGCUACAGUGGAUGGUCUGUUGAGCCGUGUUUGUUCUUUGAGACUAUGCGGGAGAUGACUGGGAACAAGAACUUGAUUGUUCUUUCUGGCGGUGGCAAGAUUCAGCAUUUGUGUGAGGAGCACAGUACUUCUAUCAUCUUGUACAAGCUCGGCCAUGCGGAUCGGGAGUAUCCUCUUUAUCACGUCCAGCAGUUCUUCUCCAUCUUCCUGGAUCUCUUCCGCAAGCUCAAGCUCACACCUUCCUCUUAUCACAAAGAGCUUCAGGACUCAGUCAACUUUCUGAAGACUGAGUUCAACGAUGCUACGCUCAAGAAGGCCCAGGCUAUUGCGGAGAGGUUGAAGAACAGUCGUAUCGCGCUGCUUAGUACCGUCGAUUGGUACGUCACGCUCCUUAAGCAGACGACUAUGCUCUUCAACGAAAUCGCCAUGGUUCCUACACACCGCAACCUGCUGCACGAGUUCUCGCACAAUGAAGUUGCAGCUUACUCCAACCCCUCCGAGAACAAGGACGUCCCGCAGAACAAGAACAUUGAGUUCAUCAACAUUGAUCUCAACCAAGACAACCUCUUCAAAAAGUUCUUCUACGGGCACUUCUUCACUGUCUACGUGGCGUAUUACCUGGGUAUUCACUCUGAUGUGGAGGGACGAGAUUUGAUCUCGAUUGCGGCGAAGAACCCGUGGUGGAGCCAGCGCAACAUUGAGCUGCACCCCAAGUGUGUUGAUAUCGCCUCUGAGCUCAAGGGAUAG
Molecule: messenger RNA, 1053 nt
Organism: Fusarium verticillioides 7600
Lineage: Eukaryota; Fungi; Ascomycota; Sordariomycetes; Hypocreales; Nectriaceae
Exons: 2
Coding region: 1-1053 (350 amino acids)
Biological process (GO): carbohydrate derivative metabolic process
Molecular function (GO): carbohydrate derivative binding
Source: RefSeq, a predicted model, not a curated record